AUGGCGCUGCACAGCCCUGCCACGUGCUGCCUAGCUCACCCAGGUUUUGCUGAUGUAGGGGCCUUCAUUGCAACCGUUGAAUACAAUGUUACAAACGGGGACAUGAAAGUCGGUCCAGCUGAUGUUUCCCCAAUAUUUUCCAAUCAGCCAACCGGAAAUGUUAUGGUCGCCGCGCCAGUAAUUGAGUGUGAUCAGGCAUUCAACGCCAAUAUCAGCACGCCUUUUGCCAGCUCCAGUGCACUACGAAGACCAUUGUUGAGUCUGGCAUUGUACACGGUUGUGAUCCUCGUCGGAAUACUGAAUCUGACAUAG
This is a messenger RNA of Laccaria bicolor S238N-H82, 312 nucleotides long. RefSeq lists its product as uncharacterized. Lineage: Eukaryota; Fungi; Basidiomycota; Agaricomycetes; Agaricales; Hydnangiaceae. Bases 1 to 312 code for a protein of 103 amino acids. The transcript has 4 exons. The record is from RefSeq and is a predicted model, not a curated record.